AGUGCUUAUUCCGGUCCGAGGCGGCGGGAGCUGAGGUGGUGUUUCCCGCCCCUCCACUGCGCGGCGGCCGGCCAUGUUGCUUCGCGUUGUUCCGGUAUUCCGCACUUUAUCCAGCAGCCUGAAUCGCACCACCACCACCGCCGCCGCUGCUGCUGCUCUCACUCACUCAUUCACUCGAGCAGGAAAGCGACCUAAACGGUCCGGAUAAUGGAUUUUUUUUUAAUUCUACAUCCUCAAGACUUUGGACGUCACUCUAAACAGUAGAUAAAAUCGCAGUCUACUUUAUACGUCGUGUUGUUUUGAGUCGUGUGGUGGCUGUAGUCGGAUGCGGGCGGACUGUGGAGGAAUCUGAGAGUUUGUGGGGAUUUGGUCUGAAGCCUGACUGACUGGACGGCUAGCUAACAGUUGCUAGUGCUGGUGUGUAUUAGGUUCGCUGGAGAACCCUACCUUUGAGUUUAGUCACGUGUACAAGUUUUGACGUUUGUUAUAUCAUUUAGUUUCGGCCGACAUUGGAUUCGUUUGACGCCGCGCUGAUUUGUUUGUCAUUGUAAGGUGUGUGUGUGUGUGUGUGUGUGUUUUUCCGCAGCGAUUGUCAAGUUAAGGUGAGCUAGCUGGCUAGCUAACGUUACCUGAUCCAAGCCCGGCCUGAUGAUAUACUUGAUUUUAUGUUUAUACACCAAUUUGGUUUAAAAAGUAAAAAAAACAACAACAUUGAAUUAUCUGUGUUUUCUUCCCGUUUGGGCAUGUCAACACGCUUCAGACGUGUUGAAGUUAUCCAGCCAGCAUCCAGUCAGAUUUCAUUCGACGUUAAAUCUAAUCAACAGGGGUUCGUAUGGUUCCCGAGAGCUAAUCCGACGUCGUAGAAAAUAGUUGAUCAGAUACCGAAUAUUCGAAAAGGCGAAUAGUUUAAAGAGUCGUGUCUUUGUUGUGUGUGUUGUUGCGAUACCGUCCUACACUGUGGACAUGGACACGUACUUGUAACUAAUGUGGGACUCGACUUGUUGAUCUGUGUUCGCGUGGCUAGCGAGGGUUAGCUGGCUCGUUCACACCACUACUGGGGAACCACACACACACACACGAGAGAACGUUACUGAAUGCAUGGUUUGGAAACCUUUCUGAAAGCUCCUCGCAAAUGUCAACGUGGAACCAAGGAUUAGGAGUCAUCGAUUCUUCAGGACAGACCUCCAUAGACCCCAAAGCAGGAGGACGUUCAAGCAUGUCGCGAAGAAGCACCACGAUCACCGGAACAUCAGACGAGCAGCCGCACGUCGGACAUUACCGCCUGCUCAAAACCAUCGGCAAGGGCAACUUUGCAAAAGUUAAACUGGCCAAGCACAUCCUUACGGGAAAAGAGGUGGCGGUGAAAAUCAUAGACAAGACGCAGCUCAAUUCUUCCAGUCUUCAAAAACUCUUCCGAGAAGUGCGAAUCAUGAAGCUUUUAAACCAUCCAAAUAUAGUGAAGUUAUUUGAGGUGAUCGAGACAGAGAAGACCCUGUAUUUGGUUAUGGAGUAUGCCAGUGGUGGUGAGGUUUUCGAUUACCUUGUCGCUCAUGGAAGGAUGAAAGAAAAGGAGGCUCGUGCCAAAUUCAGACAGAUUGUUUCUGCGGUGCAGUAUUGCCACCAGAAGUGCAUUGUACACAGGGACCUAAAGGCCGAGAACCUCUUGCUAGAUGCAGACAUGAACAUUAAGAUAGCGGACUUUGGUUUCAGCAACGAGUUUACCGUGGGAAACAAGCUGGAUACAUUCUGCGGCAGCCCCCCGUACGCCGCACCUGAGCUCUUUCAGGGCAAGAAGUACGACGGACCUGAGGUAGAUGUCUGGAGCCUGGGGGUCAUUCUAUACACACUGGUCAGCGGCUCCCUGCCUUUUGAUGGACAGAAUCUAAAAGAGCUUCGAGAGCGUGUAUUGAGGGGGAAGUACAGGAUUCCCUUCUAUAUGUCUACAGACUGCGAGAACCUACUGAAGAAAUUCCUCAUUCUCAACCCAACCAAAAGAGGCAGUCUAGAGCAAAUAAUGAAGGACCGCUGGAUGAAUGUGGGUCAUGAGGAGGAGGAAUUAAAACCCUACAUAGAGCCCCGGCCUGACUAUAAGGACCCCAAGAGAACAGAAAAAAUGCUGCAAAUGGGCUACUCAAAAGAGGAAAUUCAGGAUGCACUUGUCAACCAAAAAUAUAACGACAUUAUGGCAACGUACCUGCUGCUUGACUAUAGGAACUCUGAGCUUGACGAAGGCAUCAACAAAGCUCGACCAGGAAGUGACCUCACAAACAGUAAUGCACCCUCUCCACCUCACAAGGUACAACGCAGUGUGUCCUCUACUCAGAAACCACGAAGGCCCACAGAUCAGGUCACACAUUCUAAACGGCCUCAGGGGGAUAACAAGCACACAGGUGAGGAUUCUGGGCGGAAAGGGUCCAGUGGCUCGACCAAAGUGCCACCCAGCCCCGUUGUCCCAGGAGACAGCAAAAAGAGCUCAACUCCCUCCACUAACAGUAUCCUGUCCACGGGCACAAGCCGCAGCAGAAACUCUCCGCUCACCGACAGAGCCUUAUUGGGAGUCCAAAAUGGCAAAGACAGCCUGAACACACCCGGGUCCCGCGCCUCGACGGCCUCGGCCGGCGCCGUACUCACAUCGUCCUCGUCCUCACGUUCCCGUCAUCACAAGUCCAUGUCCUCCUCAGCCCACCCAUACCCCGCUGACCUGCACGCACACCAGCCCAGUGGUCCUCCUCAGAGAGCACCUGGUGCAUCACCAUCAGCUUACAACAUCAGCAGCGCUACAGGCCCAGAGCGUACCAACUUUCCACGAGGGGUGCCUGCCAGAAACACCUUCCAUAUCGGUCAGCAAAGAGGGGCACGGGAUCAGCAAGGCUCACCAUAUCACCCUUCUCCAGCCUCACCUUCCCUCUCUCAUGGUACCAGCCAACAACGGAGACAACCAACCUCAGGCAUCUUCAGCAAGUUCACCUCCAAGUUUGUACGCAGAAAUCUAUCAUUCAGGUUUCCCAGAAGGAGCCCGUAUGAGGGAGAAAGUCAAGACGAGGGCAGCAGAUCCAUGCUGAGCAGCGCCGACAAGGCAGAGAAGACCGGAGUAGGAGGGGGGACGCUUGGCUCAGGUGGCGGGGACGAGAACAAGGACUCUCUUUCCUCCUCCUCUCCAAGAGGCGGGACUCCGCCCCCGUCUGCGAAAGACAACACCAAGCCUCGCUCUCUGCGAUUCACCUGGAGCAUGAAGACCACGUCGUCCAUGGAGCCCAGCGAGAUGAUGAAGGAGAUCCGUAAGGUUCUGGACGCUAACAGCUGCGAAUACGAAGUGCGCGAGCGCUACAUGCUGUUCUGCAUGGCCGGUAACCCAUCCCGGGACGACUUCGUCCAGUGGGAGAUGGAGGUGUGCAAGCUUCCACGGCUGUCCCUCAACGGCGUGCGCUUCAAAAGGAUUUCCGGCACUUCCAUCGCCUUCAAGAACAUCGCUUCCAAAAUCGCCAACGAGCUCAAACUGUGAGAGGGAAACUGUAAAAGUUACAGUGGGGCAGGAGAUGGUGAUAAAGGGGGAAAUGUUAACCACUGGGGUGUGAGAUUGUAAACAGGACCGAAAUAAGCUGUACAGAUCCAACACGCUGAAAUACAGUGUGGUGUAUGAGAGAAAAAAAGUGCUGUAUAUGUUGAUUUUGCUGGUUUCAGGAUCACUGGCCUUUACUCUCAUCUAUCACUUGAGGAAAGGGGUGAAAGGAAAGAAACACAAUUGCUUUACUUCUGUCCACUAUGAGAAGAUACCAACAUAAAAAAACUUUUUUUUUUUUUUUUUCCGUGAACUCUGUUUUUGUCUUUAACUCCGUGCACACACACACACACACACACACACACACACACACACACACACACACACACACACACACACACACGCGCACACACUGGGCAUCCGGACAGAGAUUAUGAUUCCUGCACAUGUUGUCAUUUGUUUUACCGUGUAGAUUGGGGUCAGAGUUUCCCCACAAACCCAUUCUCACUCCAUUUCUUCCUCUUCUUUUUUUGUUUUGUAUUUGUUUAGUUUUUUAUGGUGUUUUGUCAGCGAGGUUACACCUCAUCAGCACCCAAACCUUAAGAGAGGGCCACCACUUGAAGCCCCUCAAAGGAUUGUGUGUUCUGCUUUUGGUGAUUUAGUUCUUCAUUGACUGGGUUUGUAAUUUUUUGCACUGGAACGGGUGUGUUUUUGUUGUCCCUCCUCCCCCCCCCUUUCUGAAAUCAAUUGUAUUUCAAUGUUGUAAAAUCGGUGAUUUCUGCAUUGUUAUUCUUAGGAUGUUUUUUUUUUCUUCCUUGUCGUUUCGAAAAAGCGUUCAUGUCUUGCUGUAAUAAAUUACCACACAAUAACAUCAGACUCCACCAAACCUUGCCGUUCCCCUUGGACUAAACGGUCACUGGAAAGAAGACACUGCGAAAGAGGACUACAUCCCCUACAGCUGUCAUUACAAGACUGAUCUCUCGAUAGGCUUUAUCUGUAAGCCCACCUUCCAAAUCCAGGAUGCUUACAACCUGAAAGCUGCAGUGGUUUGGUAGCAAAUUAAAUAAGCCCCAACGUCACUUUGAGCAUUACCCUUUUCAUGCUUGUCCCCUUCCGUCAUGGGCAUAAGUCUGAAUGAGAGUGAAUCAUCUGUGUAUAACCAAAAGGUUACUGUGGGCCUUUUGUCUUGAUCUUCAUGCAGUGAUUGUAUCAAGUAGCAGUGAAGCCCACAAAGAACUACACAUCAGGAACUGAUGAUCCGACUACCACUUGGUUUUAAAUCUUUUUUUUUUUUUUUCUCCGUUUGGAUAUUCUUGAUCAGGUGUUGGUAAAGACAUGUGAGAAAGGUGGAUGUGUAUGUGAGUUGUCUUGUCUUUCCACUGAGCUAUACUUGUUUUGCAUGCCUGGAUACACACGGAUAUUAUUGAAACAGUAGGGGGAGCAAUGGUGUCUCUUCCAAGUCUGAGUGGUUUGUGGGACAUUGUGCAUCUGUGUUUUAUAUCUAUUUUUAUUUUUCCCAGAAUUUUUUUUGUCACAUUAUUUGCAGUUCUAUUAAUGAUCAUUGUCUAAGGUGCUGGGGAUCCAAUUGUCGGUUAUCUAUUAAUAUAAUUUUUCUUUUCUUCAGGGUUGAUUUUCUUUCAUAUCAUCUUUUUCAUUGCUGUAAUUUUAAUAUAUAUUUUUUUUCCCUUCGUCAGAACUGAUGUGUGUCAGGGAUAGAAAGAACUCCAAAUGUACAUUUGGUGCGAAGAGAGAUGAUUAUGAUCAAUGAUAGUAAUAAAUGAAUAAUGAAACUCAAA
Messenger RNA from Silurus meridionalis, 5295 nucleotides. RefSeq names its product MAP/microtubule affinity-regulating kinase 2b (gene mark2b). The transcript is spliced from 19 exons. The record is from RefSeq and is a predicted model, not a curated record. Gene Ontology annotation, biological process: intracellular signal transduction; microtubule cytoskeleton organization; protein phosphorylation. Gene Ontology annotation, molecular function: ATP binding; protein serine/threonine kinase activity; tau-protein kinase activity. Gene Ontology annotation, cellular component: cytoplasm. Bases 1133 to 3502 code for a protein of 789 amino acids. Lineage: Eukaryota; Metazoa; Chordata; Actinopteri; Siluriformes; Siluridae.